This is a messenger RNA of Ipomoea triloba (trilobed morning glory), 1652 nucleotides long. RefSeq names its product plant cysteine oxidase 2-like. NCBI's taxonomy places the organism in Eukaryota, Viridiplantae, Streptophyta, Magnoliopsida, Solanales, Convolvulaceae. Bases 225 to 1124 code for a protein of 299 amino acids. The record is from RefSeq and is a predicted model, not a curated record. The transcript is spliced from 5 exons. Gene Ontology annotation, molecular function: oxidoreductase activity, acting on single donors with incorporation of molecular oxygen, incorporation of two atoms of oxygen.
AAAAAUAAAAAAAAUACAAAAAAUUAAAGAAAAAAAGAAAAAAAAGGAAAAUCGGUUCUCUCUCUCCAUGGCCCCUGGUUUUGGUUUUCUUCUUCCUCUCACCUCCUCAGAUAUAUACACAUACAUUCUCAUCGAACUCUUCUCAACCUUAUCUCAGAUCUGCGCACCGUUUCCGGAUUCCGGAGAACAAUUUAGAGACUACCACUUCAGAGACGUGAAAUUCGAUGACGGCGGUGGAGGCGGCGGCGUCUGCAGGAGGGUUGUUGGAGCCGACCGGCGAGGCUGCUGCUUCUGUGAGGCGCGUUGGCUUUGGUGUCGGUAAGGGCGGUAUACGGAAGAAGAGAUGUCGGAGCACCAAAGCUGCUAAGAGGCCUUGUGAUGUGAAGAGGGAAGUUCCUUCGAGUUUGCAGCUGCAGAGGCUGUUUCUGGCGUGCCGCCAAGUGUUCAAAGGCCCCGGGACCGUGCCUUCCCAAAGUGAUGUGGAUAAGCUCUGCCAGAUUCUAGAUGGUAUGAUGCCAGAAGAUGUUGGACUUAGUAGCAAUCUCCAAUUCUUUAAUCCUAAUGGUGUGGUUGAAGGUAAUCCAAGAGUCACGAACACAACGAUCUACAGUUGUGAUAACUUCUCGUUGUGCAUUUUCUUUCUUCCCACAACUGCUGUUAUACCUUUACACAAUCAUCCGGGAAUGACAGUUUUCAGCAAGCUUCUGCUGGGUAGCAUGCACAUCAAAGCAUAUGACUGGGUUGAUGAGGUCUCUGCGCCAUUGGCAAUAGGUGAUUCAAAUAAAGAUGGACAAGCAAUGAGAUUGGCAAGAUUGAAAGCGAACCAAGUAUUCACAGCCCCAUGCAGCACUUCUGUCUUAUAUCCUACAUCUGGAGGCAACAUUCAUGAAUUUAAAGCUAUUACACCAUGUGCAGUGCUUGAUGUGCUUGGACCGCCUUAUUCCGAAGAUGAUGGGCGUGACUGUUCACAUUACAGGGACAUUCCCUAUGAUGCUUUAUCAAGUGGAAAAGUUUCAGAAGCCGAAGAAGAUAGUAAAUUGUUUGGAUGGUUGGAGGAGAUUGAAAUACCAGAGGAGUCAAAAAUGUAUGUUAUCCAGUACAAAGGUCCACAGGUUGUAGAGUAGUUCCUAGCUGCGCUUGAUAGUUUUUGCUUCAUUGGGAAGUUGGUGCUCUUUUUAGCUUUACAUUGCAGAAAGUGGUGGGUAGAUGAUGUUUUAUUGUUUCCAGGUGACAUGUAAUAUGUGUAUGUGGAGACUUGCUGAGUAGAAUUAGAAACUUGCCCCCCCUUGUGUUGGUGUAUAGAAUAUUUUGAGAUGUAUAUAAACAGAAUUUAAGAUGGGCUCUAGGUAACCACGACAUACGAUUCAAAAAUCCUUUUUUCAUAUUAUGAAGUGGAAUAUUUUUUCCAAAGGGUAAUAAAUGUGACCAAUAUUUAUAGGACAGGACAUUGGAGGAAGGAUUGUGGAGCAACUGCCUGAGAGCUGAGAGGAGAGCCUUUGAGAAUCUCCUUCAUUUGGAUGUUGUGGAUGUGGGCUGAGAUUUAAAGGCCAAAACUUAGAUGUACUUUAGUUCUCUUUCUUCCACAUUUUCUGGUACGUGUACCAAAAACAGUGUUGAUUUGGAAUUUAAUUAGCAGAAAUUUAAACUGUUCA